AUGGUUGAAGCCUUCCCGACCAACUUGAGCAGCGAAAUGCAUAACGAUGCUAUUGGAUCUUCCCCUGUUAUGACCCUGUAUGACGAGUUUUUCGGCGUGCUCUCCGCCAUCUCGCCGACGUUUGAACAUUCCACAGAGGACAUAUUAUUUAUCGAACUUCCUUCGAAAUUCCAUUCCACAAUUCUCGAUCUUAUUCGAUCAUCAAAGGACAAGCUUUACAUUUCGUCGCUUUAUAUUGGGUGUAGCGCCACUAAGGGCGAUGACUUGUCCAAACAAAUAAUCUCGGCAUUGAGGGAAAAGCUUGCUACCACUGAAAACGAAAAUUUUACUUUAAAGAUCCUAGUUGAUGACACGCGUUCUGCACGAGCAUUGGAUAACUCUACGGUCGUCUUGGAGGCAUUGAAGGACGACUUUCCGCAUCUUCAAGUAGAGGUGCACCCGAUUGUUGUGUCUGAAUCUUUCUUUUCGAGAUCGAUGGGCAGGUUCUUUAGAAAAUCGGAGGCUAUCUCCAGACUCCAGCAUAUGAAAUACAUUGUGUCCGAUGACAACGUUUUGCUAACCGGAGCUAACCUUUCGGAAGAAUAUUUCAC
Messenger RNA from Mitosporidium daphniae, 590 nucleotides. RefSeq lists its product as uncharacterized. Gene Ontology annotation, cellular component: mitochondrion. The transcript is spliced from 2 exons. Gene Ontology annotation, biological process: cardiolipin biosynthetic process. The annotation marks the transcript as partial. Lineage: Eukaryota; Fungi; Microsporidia. Gene Ontology annotation, molecular function: CDP-diacylglycerol-glycerol-3-phosphate 3-phosphatidyltransferase activity. The record is from RefSeq and is a predicted model, not a curated record.